Messenger RNA from Betta splendens (Siamese fighting fish), 5839 nucleotides. RefSeq names its product mitogen-activated protein kinase kinase kinase kinase 4-like. The transcript is spliced from 32 exons. Lineage: Eukaryota; Metazoa; Chordata; Actinopteri; Anabantiformes; Osphronemidae. The coding region runs from base 224 to 4705 and encodes 1493 amino acids. The record is from RefSeq and is a predicted model, not a curated record. Gene Ontology annotation, biological process: protein phosphorylation. Gene Ontology annotation, molecular function: ATP binding; protein kinase activity.
UUAGCGCGCGACACCGGCAGGCGGUCGGUAUGUAGCAGCGGCGGCAGCGGCAGCAGAGGCAGCGUCCGCCAGGGAUUACAAAGAGGGGAAAACGCUCCUGGGGUAGAAAAUAUCUCCAGCGGGAUUAGAAAACACACCACCCGAGGAUGAGACACACACCGACGGUUUGAAGGAGACUGAAAACGCGCCGUCAUUCCGCUAAUUUAUCACGCUUUUUACGAAAAUGGCGAACGACUCUCCGGCCAAAAGUCUGGUGGAUAUAGACCUGGCAUCCCUGCGGGAUCCUGCUGGAAUUUUCGAGUUGGUGGAAGUGGUCGGAAAUGGCACCUAUGGACAAGUCUACAAGGGGCGACAUGUCAAGACGGGGCAGCUGGCGGCCAUCAAAGUCAUGGAUGUCACUGAGGAUGAGGAGGAGGAGAUUAAGCUGGAAAUCAACAUGCUGAAGAAGUACUCGCACCACAGAAACAUAGCCACCUACUAUGGAGCCUUCAUCAAGAAGAGCCCGCCGGGCCACGACGACCAGCUCUGGCUGGUGAUGGAGUUCUGUGGUGCCGGGUCCAUCACGGACCUGGUGAAGAACACCAAAGGCAACUCGCUGAAGGAGGACUGGAUCGCCUACAUCUCCAGAGAGAUCCUCAGGGGCUUAGCUCACCUUCACGCUCAUCACGUCAUCCACCGCGACAUCAAGGGGCAGAACGUGCUGCUGACUGAGAACGCCGAAGUCAAACUGGUGGACUUCGGCGUGAGCGCUCAGCUGGAUCGGACGGUCGGCCGCAGGAACACCUUCAUCGGGACGCCGUACUGGAUGGCUCCAGAGGUCAUCGCGUGCGACGAAAACCCCGAUGCCACCUACGACUACAGGAGCGACCUGUGGUCCUGUGGAAUCACGGCCAUAGAAAUGGCCGAGGGAGCUCCCCCUCUAUGCGACAUGCACCCGAUGAGAGCCCUGUUCCUCAUUCCCAGAAACCCUCCUCCUCGACUCAAGUCCAAAAAAUGGUCUAAGAAGUUCUUCAGCUUCAUUGAGGGCUGCCUGGUGAAGAACUACACUCAGCGUCCUCCCACCGAGCAGCUGCUCAAACACCCCUUCAUCCGCGACCAGCCCAACGAGAGGCAGGUCCGCAUCCAGCUCAAAGACCACAUCGACCGAACCAAGAAGAAGAGGGGGGAGAAGGAUGAGACGGAGUACGAAUACAGCGGCAGUGAGGAAGAGGAGGAGGAAGCGUCGGAGCAGGAAGGAGAGCCCAGCUCCAUCGUCAACGUGCCCGGAGAGUCCACCCUGCGCCGCGACUUCAUCCGGCUGCAGCAGGAGAACAAGGAGCGCUCGGAGGCGCUGCGGCGCCAGCAGCUCCUGCAGGAGCAGCAGCUCCGCGAGCAGGAGGAGUACAAGCGCCAACUGCUGGCCGAGAGGCAGAAGCGCAUCGAGCAGCAGAAGGAGCAGAGGAGACGGCUGGAGGAGCAACAACGGCGCGAGCGCGAGAUGAGGCGGCAGCAGGAGCGCGAGCAGCGCCGGCGCGAGCAGGAGGAGAAGAGGCGCAUCGAGGAGAUGGAGCGGCGGCGCAAGGAGGAGGAGGAGCGCAGGAGGGCGGAGGAGGAGAAGAGGAGAGCCGACCGCGAGCAGGAGUACAUCCGGCGUCAGCUGGAGGAGGAGCAGAGGCACCUGGAGAUCCUGCAGCAGCAGCUGCUCCAUGAACAGGCCAUGCUGCUGGAGUAUAAAUGGCGGGAGCUUGAGGAGCAGCGCCAAGCCCAGAAGCUCCAGAGACAGCUGCAGCAGGAGCAGGCCUACCUGCUGUCCCUACAGCAGAACCAGAACCUGGACAGUAGCAAAGCGGCCCAGCCACCGAGCACCAAACCCCCCCAGAACCCCCAGAACCCCGAGCCGGACAGGCUGAAGCCCCAGCAGAGCCCGGAGGCAGACUCCGUGAGACCACCACAGAGCACUGACGCUGAGAAAAGCCGCUCCGGUCAGAAUCCCAGUCUGGAGCAAAGUGCAGAAGCCAAGCUGCCAGUCACGGACCUGCAGGACUCUGAGCCCGUCACAGAGGCCGAUGAGCGGUACCGGAAAAACAUCCAGGGUUCCCCUCAGUCGGCCCAGACCAAACCGCAGCAGCCCCCGGUGCCGCCGCGCUCCGAGUCGUCGCACCCCAACGGGAACGCGGCGUCGGAGGCGCCCGCCGUGCACCGGCCCGUGGAACCACAGGUUCGUUCCCAUGUGGCUGCUUUAAAGAGCGGCAGCGUCAUUGCCUCAUCGAACUCCUCCUCCUUCAUCCAACCCACCGUGUCGCGGUCGCAGUCCUUCAGCGAGCCGCUCGCCUCUAGCUUUGAACAUCUUCACCUUCGCAACAGCCAGGACCCCCACCAACACCAUCACCCUCCAUCUUCAUCAUCAUCAUCAUCAUCACCAUCUGCACGCACUGACCCACAGUCCCACUCCCAACCUAGGCCCCCACCCAGUGAGCCAGCCCCUCCAGAGGAGGCCCCACCCAGGGUUCCUGUCAGGACUACAUCAAGGUCUCCAGUGUUGUCAAGGCGGGACUCUCCCCAUCACCAUGGCAACGCCGCACACAGCAGCCACGCUGCGCAUCGCAACGCCACCAGUGCGGCAGAGCCUCGGCUGCUGUGGGAGCGAGUGGAGAAACUGGUCCCCAGACCAACCAGUAACACUGGCAGCGGAGGCUCCAGUUCCUCCAGCAGUUCCAGUAACUCCAGCUCUCAGCCCAGUUCUCACUGCGGCUCUGGAGAGAGGUUCAGGGCCCGCUCCUCCUCCAAAUCCGAGGGCUCCCCCCUCCAACGGCCCGAGAACGCCAGGAAAAAGCCAGAGGAGAGGAGAGACCUGGUCAGGCCCAACAGACCGGCGGACCUGACGGCUCUGGCCAAAGAGCUGCGUGCUGUGGAUGAUGUUCGCCCCCCGAACAAGGUGACUGACUACUCCUCAUCCAGUGAGGACUCAGACACCACUGAUGAAGAUGAUGAUGAAGAGGUGGAUCAGGAAGCAGGUGAAGAGUCAACCUCAGGCCCCGAGGACUCCAGAGCCGUCUCCUCCAGGCUGAGCAACGGAGAGACGGAGUCGGUGAAAACCAUGAUCGUUCACGACGAGGGCGAGAGCGACGCGGGCUCCACGCCCUGCAAGGACAGCACGCUGAUCGUCCGACAGAGUGCAGGUGACAACAGAAAGCGCCCCGGCCCGGGCCAGACCCAGACCCAAACCCCAACCCCCAGCCUGCCUGCAGGCUUUGCCCCGAGCCCAGGCUCGGCACCGGCACCGGGCCCGGGCCUCGGCCAGCACACCCCCAGCCCCCACCAUCAUCACCAUCACCACCAUCACCUCACACAGCACUUGGAAAGGAACGGCUUUGCUGGCCGCAUCCACCACCUCCCAGACUUGAUCCAGCAGAGCCACCAUUCCACCCCCUCCUCCCCCGCCUCCAACUCCCCUUCAUCUUCCAGCCUUGCCAGCCCCUCCUCCAUGUCCCCCCAGAGUCCCCUGGACAAGCUCAGCAUCCUCACAGAGAGCCAGUCCAGUAACAACAUGCAAAAACACAAGUCGUCCUCUUCCUUCACGCCGUUCAUCGACCCGCGCCUCCUUCAGGUGUCUCCAUCCACCGGCAGUGCCCUCAACAAUGUCGGCUACAGCAAUGAUGCUCGGCUGGCGGAGGCACUGAGGGCCGAUCCUUCUCGGAAGGGCUCUGUAGUUAACGUCAACCCGGUCAACACGCGCCCCCAGAGCGAUACGCCAGAGAUCCGCAAGUACAAGAAGAGGUUCAACUCUGAGAUCCUCUGUGCUGCACUCUGGGGAGUGAACCUGCUGGUGGGGACAGAGAGCGGUCUGAUGCUGUUGGAUCGCAGCGGUCAGGGGAAGGUCUACCCUCUGAUCAACCGAAGGCGUUUCCAGCAGAUGGACGUGCUGGAGGGACUCAACGUCCUGGUCACUAUUUCAGGUAAAAAGAACAAGCUCCGUGUGUACUACCUUUCCUGGCUGAGGAACAAGAUCCUGCACAACGACCCCGAGGUGGAGAAGAAGCAGGGUUGGACCACGGUGGGAGACCUGGAGGGCUGCGUCCACUACAAAGUUGUGAAAUAUGAGAGGAUCAAAUUUUUGGUUCUGGCCCUGAAGAACUCUGUGGAGGUCUACGCCUGGGCACCCAAGCCGUACCACAAGUUCAUGGCCUUCAAGUCUUUUGGUGACCUGGUGCACAAGCCCCUGCUGGUGGACCUGACUGUGGAGGAGGGUCAGAGGUUAAAAGUCAUCUAUGGCUCGUGUUCAGGCUUCCAUGCUGUGGAUGUUGACUCCGGGGCCGUCUACGACAUCUACCUGCCUACACACAUUCAAACCAAUAUCCAGUCUCAUGCCAUCAUCAUCUUGCCCAACACCGAUGGCAUCGAGCUGCUGGUGUGCUACGAAGACGAGGGAGUGUACGUCAACACUUAUGGACGAAUCACCAAGGAUGUGGUGCUGCAGUGGGGGGAGAUGCCCACCUCAGUCGCCUAUAUUCGCUCUAACCAGAUCAUGGGUUGGGGAGAAAAGGCAAUAGAGAUCCGCUCGGUGGAGACUGGACAUCUGGACGGUGUUUUCAUGCACAAGAGAGCUCAGAGACUCAAGUUUCUCUGUGAAAGAAAUGACAAGGUGUUCUUCGCCUCCGUUCGGUCUGGAGGAUCCAGCCAGGUCUACUUUAUGACUCUAGGCCGAAGCAACCUGCUCAGCUGGUAGAUGUCCAAACCCUGCCGUCUUCCUCCUCCUUCUCCUCAUCCUCAUUGUCCUCCACCCUCGCUAACACUGGAUCUCAAGAACCCGACGUCGACGUCUUGUCAGCCGUCUUGGACAACCACACGAGAAGAAAACAACAAGCAAUCAGCCCCUCUGGAGCAGUCGACAACAGUAGCUUCACCUCCCCUCUAUGGCUGCAGCGCCUCUGCAUCUAAGCUCUGGGAGACACCUAUGGCACGGUCCAACCAGUCACAGUCGUUGCUCCCUGAAAUACCGGAAGCGGUGACCUGCAUCUGAAAAUAUAUCGAUGAUUAAUAGAUAUUAACGGAAGAAGGAAUACAUUUAAUGUGAAUUCAAAGAAUGGGGGCAAAUACUUUGUCAUUUCCUUGGUGCUCAUCAGAUCGUGAUGGGAUAGAUUUUGUACCUCUGUCUUAUUUCCGUUCACCUGGGCUGGUCAGUAACCCUGAGGUUUUAUAAGUACUAGUACUGCUACCACUACUAUAACUACUGCUACCUUCUGCAGGUCUGCCUCUUGUAAGACAGUUGCUCCUGUGCCCCGUGUUCCAGCCCGCCGCCCUUUCUGUUGAGCAUUCAUGGGGUCGGUUGGGUCAGAGUGUGUUGUAUUAAUGCUACAGUAAUGUGUGUAAUUGUACUUCUGUUUGGUCCACUUACUGCUGACAUGCUGGUUAGAGGUUGCAAGCCAGGAGUAUUUGUAAAAUCCUUAAGCUGGUGACAAGAAGGCGGGAGGAGGCUAAUGCUGGAGGCUUUAACGUGAAGUCUGAGUGACGGGAUCCGACAGGAGGCCGAUGUGCGUUUUUGUUAACAUUAUGUUGUUCGGACAGGUGCUUUGAUGGGCAGACAGCAACGUUGAAGCAGAUGAAUUCAGAAUAGUAUUUUUUUGAAUUAUUACUAUUAUUCCUUAAAGAUAAGUGUAACUAUAUGGAGUUAAUCAUGUCUUUUACAUUGUUUCCUUUUCUUUCUUUUUUUUUUAAGAUAAGUGCACAUACACCCACAGUAUGCUUGCUAAUAUGCUAAACCCACGGAAGUGCAAAGUGUGUUUGUCUUAAAGAACGUGAUGUGGGUGUGGUCUAAAAAAAACCCGGUGUGUAUGUACAAUAAAAGUUCAUUUUAAGCUUC